AUGGAUGCAUUUACUGAAGAUAUUCCUAUGCCAGACGCAGGAUCUGAAAAUUUAGGCGGAUUUAUACCAUUAAGGCAGAGAACAGAAAUUAACUCGAACGAACAAAUAUUAACAAUGGACAAUCAAAAUGAACUUUUCGAUAUAUCUAUGUCUCCUGAAGAGAAAAAGCCUUUAAAGAAAACCAUGUCAAAAAGGAAGUUACGAAAGCCUAAAAAUCCAUUGCUAAUACAUGGAAAAGAAAAUUCUGAAAAGCCUUUGAGAAGAAAAUCCAGUAAUACUUCCCAACUCAUCCGGAAAGAGCAUGCAGAUGCCAGUCAUUCUACUAAUUGGGUACAUAUGCAUCGUGACAUUCCCGUUGUAGUGAGCGGGUACUUGCAGCUUCUAUUUAACGUCUGUAUAAUCUCAAUUGUCCUUUAUUUUUUGUUUUCAAUGGUAUUUACUAUGCAAGGUGAUAUACGAAACAAUAUAAGUACAGAACGAUCGCUCCUUGCAUAUAAAGCAAUGGAAUGUCAGAGACACUAUAGAAAAUACGACUGUGAUAGUCCAAGCUCAGCAAUCAGUAAGGUAUGCGAUGAUUUACGGGUUUGUAUUCUGAGAAAAACAAGCAAUACAAGACUAGUAGCCAAAAUAUUGGCCGAAAUUAUAGAUACUUUUGUGAACCAUAUAUCCUAUAAGACCAUGAUUUUUUCCUUACUACUUGUUUUUGGAAGCUUGAUUGCUUCAAACUAUGCCUUCAGUCUUUUUCGGGCAAAGCACUCUCAGAACCUGCCUACUUAUGCCACGAGCGCAAUACCUGCGAUGAUCUCUAGUAACCAUCUGCUGGAACAAGAACCUCACAUAAAUGGUAAUCAAAAACUGCUGAAACUACAGUCCGAAGAUGGAAAGUAG
Schizosaccharomyces osmophilus is the source of this 888-nucleotide messenger RNA. RefSeq names its product nuclear envelope protein Brr6/Brl1 (gene brr6). The transcript has a single exon. Bases 1 to 888 code for a protein of 295 amino acids. The record is from RefSeq and is a predicted model, not a curated record. Gene Ontology annotation, cellular component: nuclear envelope; nuclear membrane. Gene Ontology annotation, biological process: lipid homeostasis; nuclear envelope organization. NCBI's taxonomy places the organism in Eukaryota, Fungi, Ascomycota, Schizosaccharomycetes, Schizosaccharomycetales, Schizosaccharomycetaceae.